This is a messenger RNA of Dimorphilus gyrociliatus, 1255 nucleotides long. NCBI's taxonomy places the organism in Eukaryota, Metazoa, Annelida, Polychaeta, Dinophilidae. The record is from the annotation of a GenBank genome assembly.
CAUUUGUUUUGAGAUAGUUGACCGUUAAGCACAAAGAAAAAUGCUUUCUGGAAGACGUUACCUACUAGAAGCGGCGUCGAAAGGGGAUAUGGAGCUGCUCGACUACGCUUUAGGUCAACCUUAUUCUUUUACUGAUUUGAACGAAGCUUUACUGAGAUCUUGUUCAUUUGGACAUAACCGUUGCACGCGAAAAUUACUGUCGUAUGGAGCUGAUGUUAACACUGUGGACGCCGAUGGUGAUAGCCCGCUAAUGUUGGCAGCUGCUAAUGACCAUUACAUCGUCGCUAAGUUAUUAGUUGCAAUUGGUGCGAAAAUUAAUCAUACGUCAGAUAGAGGAAGGACGGCACUGCACGCAGCCGUUUGGAAUCAAAGACGUGAACUGGUUAAACUAUUAAUUAAUUUUGGUGCUGAUGUUGGCAUUCAAGAACUAUAUGGAGAAACGGCUGUAAUGCUAUGUGCUCGAAGGGGUUUUCCCGACAUUCUGCGUAUUCUUUUGAGGGUAGGGUGUGAUAUUGGCGUCAAGAGUGACGAACAAGAUACAGCAUUACAUUACGCUGCCCGUUACAAUCAUCCAAGUUGUGUUGAACAACUUUUAAGCCACGAUAGAACGAGUGUAGAUGCCAAGAACAUGUGGGGUUAUACUCCACUUAUGCUGGCUAUUUUAUAUUCAUGCGAUAAAACAGUUCAGUUAUUACUAGAUUCUGGAGCAUCUCCAAUAGAAAGAGAUCAAUCCGAAAGAACGGCUCUGUUUCAUGCUGUGAGUAAAGAUAGAAGCGUUGAAAUUAUUCAACGUCUAGUAUCUUACCAGAAUAUAAAUGUUCCCGAUCGUUACACUGUAACACCUCUCAUGGCAGCUGUACACUCAAAUUAUACACAGCCAGCAGCAGUACUACUGCAGCAUGGAGCAGACGUGCAUCGUACCUCACGUGUUUGUAUUGGAGGUAAUUUUGACUUUUGGACAGUCGCCCAAGUGGCUUUAUAUCGCGAGAAUGUACACAUUCUCGAGAUGGUACUGUAUUGCGGAGCUGAUAUAAUGGGAAUCUAUAAAUUCUUAUCAAACGAAGAUAAUGCUUUAAGAGUUUCUCGCAACGAAAAAUUAGUUGAAACAGUUUGUUUUCAUCUUUCAUGUCCUCAAGCUCUUAAGGAUAUGUCGCGUAUUGUGAUAAGAAAAGCGUUGGGUACCAAUGUAUGCGAAAGUUGUAAAUAUUUACCUAUACCACCUCUUCUUCAAGCAUAUAUUAUAAACGUUGAAUAG